UAUUAUAAUUAUUAUAAACAGAUAAGUAUUUUUCUUCAUUUUAUUUUUAUUAUUGUAUAAGCAAAGCAAUCAUUCCCAUAAUUCUUAAUUUCCAUUUUCAUAUAUAUAUGUAAAGAGCUAACAUCUAAAAAGCAUAAAUCAAAAGCAAACCGAAAGUGUCUUAGAAAAAAGCUCUCCCCUUCUUCCACUUUAUCAAAAACUCAAAAGCAAAGAUCAAAACCUCAAGAAUAAUGGAAGACGAAGAAGACAUGCCACCUUUCUGGCUGCAAACCACCGACCGCCGCCACCGUCUACGCAGCCGAGCCUCCUCUUUCUUCCUCAACUCCGGUGUCCUUCUCAUAGUUUUACUAGUUUUAGCAUUUGUUUUUGUUUUCAUUAUUGUCCCUUCAUUCGUUUCUUUGAUUUCCCAGAUUUUUAGACCACAGUUGAUCAAGAAAAGCUGGGAUUACCUUAAUUUUGUUCUUGUAAUGUUUGCUAUUGUCUGUGGAUUUCUUAACAACAACAAUGGUGAUAAGAGCAACUCUGGAAGUAGAAGCUAUCGCAGCUUAUCAAAUGGAGCACAAGAUUUGCAAAGAUCAUAUCCUUCAACUCCUGCAAAUAGAUGGUAUGAUCAGUAUCAAGAUCGGCCGGCGUUCAGUUCCUUGAACAGAUUAAGGAGUUUCAGUUCAUACCCAGAUCUACGCCAAGAAUCUUUAUGGUUGAAGAACGAUGAACGCUGGCAAUUUUAUGAUGAUACCUAUCUUAAUAGUUACAGAGUUUCAAGGUCAUCGGAUCAGCUCCAAGAUCAUCGUCCACAGCAGCAGCAGCGGCAGCGGCAGCAGGAACAGGAAGAGGAAGCUGUUACUGAGGAUGUUGCUGUUGAUAGCUCUAUAAAGGAAGUUGUGUACACAACACCACCACCACCUUCAUCUCCUUCUCCUCCUCAACCGCCGUCACCCGCAGCAGCACCACUUUCUCCUCAGCUGCCACCACCUACGUCUGUGAGAAGGAAGGUGAAGAGAACAUAUCAAGAUCUUGAGCAUAAAAAGAGAAGAGAAGAAAGGGAUUUGGAAGUUGAGAAUUAUAUACCAGCAACUUCUAUAGAACAGACUCCGCCUCCACCUCCACGUUCGCCGCCACCAGUCUUCAGCAAGAGUGAGAAAAGGAGAGGUAAAGAUUUUUUCACUUCACUGAGAAGAAAGAGAAAGAGGCAGAGACAAAAAAGUGUUGAAAAUCUGGAGAGGUUAUUCGAUCCUCAACCUUCAUCUUCACCUUUCAUACCACCACCAUCCCCACCUCCACCUCCGCCGCCGCCACCUCCACCACCCCAUUUCUUCCAAAAUCUUUUCUCAACCAAGAAAGGCAAGUCCAAGAAAGAAAAUUCAGUUCCACCGCCACCACCUCCACCAGUUACUUCAUCCUCUCGCACCCGCGUAUCAAAAAUCGUCUUCCAAAACGUCACACUAUCACUAGAAUCGCGAGCAUCAAGAACUACCACCGUCAAGGUAGCAGAGGUGACGGCCCAUCAUGCUCCCAAAGCGGUUAAGACAGGUGGUAGUUCCAGAAGAGUAGAAGAGAAUGUGGAAAGCGGCCACUCAUCACCCUUGAUACCAAUCCCGCCUCCUCCUCCGCCACCGCCGUUCAAGACAUCGUGGAAGUUUGUGCAGGAUGGCGACUAUGUUAGAGUGGCAAGCUUUAACAGUUCCCGAAGUGGGUCACCAGAUUUAGACAGUGAAGAUCCAUCAGACAAGGAAUCGAGUCCAAUGGGAAGAAAGGAUGGCGACUCAACAAUGCCAAUGUUCUGUCCAAGUCCCGACGUGAACACAAAAGCUGAGAAUUUCAUUGCAAAGUUCAGAGCUGGUCUGAACCUGGAGAAGGUUAAUUCUGUGAAGAGAAGAUCAAAUCUUGGGCCAGGCCCUGACAGAGUAGAAGGAGACGACCAAAGCUAGAAUUUUUUUAAAAAUAAAUUUAUUUAUUCUUGUUUUUUUUUUUAAAUAUAUUUCAGUUGAACCGAAUUAAUCACUCUCCAGCCCUUUGAAGUAAUCUGAAAAUGUGAAGAGGUGGAUAGAAGAUGACAGCUGAAAUUAAAUUAUAGAUAAAAUUGAUUUUUUUGGAUAAAAUUUGUUGAUAGAGUUUUCCAAGUGCAUUUUAAUUAUUCUGUUGUGGGGCUGGAGGCUGGUGGAGAGGCUGAAAUUGUUUUUUUAUUUUUUUUAUGAGAAGUGAGAAUGAGACUUUAUGGAUUUUUAUUCGAACUUUAUGGAUGAAAUUUUGGCAGAAUUUGCUCUCUAGAAAUGAGAGUAGUUAUGGAAUAUAUAUAUAAAUAAUUGGUUUUGGUGUGCAA
Molecule: messenger RNA, 2320 nt
Organism: Manihot esculenta (cassava)
Lineage: Eukaryota; Viridiplantae; Streptophyta; Magnoliopsida; Malpighiales; Euphorbiaceae
Product: proline-rich protein LAS17
Exons: 1
Coding region: 231-1928 (565 amino acids)
Source: RefSeq, a predicted model, not a curated record